GUGUUGCUCCCUGACUCCAGUAAAUUGCAGUGUUAGACUCAGAUGUGCGAAGAUUGACAGUUUAUAGCUGAAUCUACAGAGAACAGAAUCCACGAACUGUAGCACUUUACUAACCAUUUUUCUUAAUAAAAAAAACUUUACUGGUUGACAGCAUCAUGCCCCUGACCCGUUCUUUAUCCAUGUCAUCUCUGAGCGGUCUGCCGCUUUGGGAAGAAGAAGAAUUGCCUGUAGAGAACCUGCUGCUGUUUGAGGUGGCCUGGGAGGUCACUAAUAAAGUGGGUGGGAUCUACACAGUGAUCCAGACCAAGGCCAAGAUAACAGUGGAUGAAUGGGGGGAGAAUCUCUUCAUGAUGGGGCCGUACUAUGAACACAACAUCAACACCCAGGUGGAGAAGUGUGAGCCCUCCAACCCUGCUAUCAAGAAAGCCAUGGGAGCCCUCACUGAAAAUGGCUGCCCGGUAUAUUUUGGCCGGUGGUUGAUCGAGGGCAGUCCGUAUGUGAUCCUGUUUGACACCAAGGCCGCAGCCUGGAACGUGGACCGAUGGAAGGGGGAUCUGUGGGACACCUGUGGCAUUGGCCUUCCCUUCCAUGACAUAGAGGCUAAUGACUCACUCAUCUUUGGAUCCAUGGUCGCUUGGUUCUUCAAAGAGUUAACAGAUCAACUUGGAGAUUCGCCCAAUGUCCUCGCUCAUUUCCAUGAGUGGCAGGCAGGGGCAGGACUUAUUCUCUGUCGCUCACGCAAGAUUCCCAUAGCAAGCAUCUUCACAACACAUGCCACGCUGUUGGGACGAUACCUCUGUGCCGGCAAUGUGGACUUCUAUAACAACCUGGACAAGUUUAAUAUAGACCAGGAAGCGGGUGAGAGGCAGAUCUACCAUCGCUAUUGUCUGGAGAGAGCUGCAGCCCAUUGUGCCCAUGUCUUUACCACCGUGUCCCAGAUCACUGCUGUGGAGGCCACUCACAUGCUGCACAGGAAACCAGAUGUGGUGACUCCAAAUGGAUUGAAUAUUAGGAAGUUCUCAGCCAUGCAUGAGUUCCAGAACCUUCAUUCGACUAACAAGGGUCGGAUCCAGGAAUUCAUCAGAGGACACUUCUAUGGCCAUCUUGAUUUCAAUCUUCAGAAAACGCUCUUCUUCUUCAUUGCUGGACGAUAUGAAUUCUCCAACAAGGGAGCGGACAUCUUCCUGGAGUCACUGUCCAGACUCAACUACCUGCUGAGGGUGCAUAAGAGUGACGUCACAGUCGUGGUAUUCUUUAUUAUGCCAGCAAAGACCAACAACUACAACAUAGAGACUCUGAAGGGACAAGCGGUGCGAAAACAGCUGUGGGACACUGCUCACACUGUGAAAGAGAAGUUUGGCACCAGGCUUUAUGAGGCUUUGCUAAAAGGAGAUCUCCCUGAUAUGAACACUAUUCUGGACAGAGACGAUUUCACCAUAAUGAAGAGAGCCAUCUAUGCCACACAGAGACACAGCCUUCCUCCAGUGACCACUCACAACAUGCUGGACGAUGCCUCUGACCCCAUCUUGGCCAACAUCAGACGUAUCGGCCUCUUCAAUGCCCGUGUGGACCGGGUAAAGAUAGUGUUCCACCCAGAGUUCCUGUCCUCCGCCAGUCCCCUGCUACCCAUGGACUAUGAGGAGUUUGUACGAGGCUGCCACCUGGGUGUCUUCCCUUCUUACUAUGAGCCCUGGGGAUACACACCAGGUGAGUGUACUGUAAUGGGCAUCCCCAGUGUCACCACCAACCUGUCUGGGUUUGGCUGCUUCAUGGAGGAACAUGUGUCCGACCCCACAGCUUAUGGGAUCUACAUAGUGGAUCGGCGGUUCCGUUCGGCGGAGGAGUCGUGUAACCAGUUAACACAGUUCAUGUUUGGCUUCUGCCAGCAAUCCAGACGACAGCGUAUCAUUCAAAGGAACCGCACAGAGAGGCUGUCGGACCUACUGGACUGGAGGUACCUGGGACGGUUUUACAUGCACGCCCGAAGCCUGGCUCUCAGCAGAGCAUUCCCUGAAAAGUUCUGGAUGGAGCCGCUAGCCCCACCACAGACUGAGGGGUUCCGCUAUCCCCGACCUGGCUCUGUGCCCCCCUCCCCCUCUGCCUCAGUGCAUUCCACCCCCCAUCACAGUGAUGAAGAGGAUGGUGAUGAGGAGGAGCUGUAUGAUGAAGACGAGGAGGCGAAGAGAGACAGGCAGAACAUCAAAGCUCCUUUCAGUUUGGGUCCCACUCCUGAGUGAAAAAAGACUCCUGGGGCAGUCUGGCAACUGAGAGGAAUGUCAUUAAUAUGCUGGAAUAGAUUACAGAUAUCGUAAAAAGAUGCAGUAUGGGGAGGUUUUUGUUUUAGCCCAGCACAAAAAAUAUCAUCCUUACUGUUGUAAAGACACUGAGCCUCACGUAUAAUUUAGACCUACUACCUAUAUAUUUUCCAAGACAAAAUGCCUCCUUCCUUUGACAAUAAUUGUACCUUCAUGCGUUAAUAAAUUAGACAUGACUAGUUGAAUCAGCAGCUAUUAGGGAUUGUGUUGAGACAUCUGAGAUGCCAACCCUAAUCUUAAAUCAUAUAUGACUUACAUUACCACUAUAAUCAGAUAUAUCUUUAGACUAGUGUUGC
Esox lucius (northern pike) is the source of this 2611-nucleotide messenger RNA. It is a transcript of the gene gys2, whose product is annotated as glycogen synthase 2. Gene Ontology annotation, molecular function: alpha-1,4-glucan glucosyltransferase (UDP-glucose donor) activity. The transcript has 16 exons. Gene Ontology annotation, cellular component: cytoplasm. NCBI's taxonomy places the organism in Eukaryota, Metazoa, Chordata, Actinopteri, Esociformes, Esocidae. The coding region runs from base 156 to 2237 and encodes 693 amino acids. Gene Ontology annotation, biological process: glycogen biosynthetic process. The record is from RefSeq and is a predicted model, not a curated record.